Molecule: messenger RNA, 1612 nt
Organism: Daktulosphaira vitifoliae (grape phylloxera)
Lineage: Eukaryota; Metazoa; Arthropoda; Insecta; Hemiptera; Phylloxeridae
Exons: 3
Coding region: 304-1500 (398 amino acids)
Source: RefSeq, a predicted model, not a curated record
UUAUGAUUAUCCUCGUUGAAUAGCGAGACGUACUCGCAAAUACAAAUACUAUCAGAUAAUUGAAAAACUAUUGUUUGUUUCGGUUAAUAAAGGCAACAGUAUAGUGUGUUGACAUUAGGAUAAAACGCGUAAUAGAGGGGAAAUGCAGGAGAAACUGGCCCGUGCAGUCCUACAAUAGUGUCCGCUUUAAUGGCAAUCUAUUCGCAGGACUCGUCGAAGCAAGUGUGAUCUUGUUGCAACUUGACUCGUAAAUUACUCACUUGAUUUUAGUUUUACGUUGUCCACUUGAUUUCUCAUAACAACAUGAACUUUUUAGACAUUGUUUUGGUGCACCUGGCAGUCUCCGCGAUCACCGUGCACUCUCUGGAAGUAAAGAAAAUAUAUGUGAUCGAACGAGACGGUAAGACGGGACUAUUGAGAGGUAGACGGCAAAACUUGCCGAUAACACACACUGUGGCCAGAAUAGGAGGUCAAGCGGAUCAGUUUAACGGACCGUCGGGUGCACAACCAUUGGACUUGGCGUCUACUGUAGAUCUGACCGUUGACCGGAUGCCCACCGACUACUUGACGCCGCCAAAUGUCGAGUUCACUUUUCAAAACUUCCAGACGGAACAUUUAAAACCUCAAGAAUCGCAACAGCAGAGUGUCGGCGGCCCUCAAUUAGUGUCCGCGAUACAGCCGCAAAUCGUGCAAGCCACUUCGCCGUUCACUCCAAACUCGGCACUGUCCCAGCCAGUGCUACAGAAUCCGCAACUGGUGCAAACGCCGGCAUCGAGUAAUCAAGUACAGAGCCUGACGUUUGCGAGUCAGCCGAUCGAACAGUUUACACCGUUCACACCGACCUUGACACACGAUCACCAGCAAUCACAGCAACAAAACAACGGGCGAUGGGAGUUGGGUUUUGACGCAAACGAGAUAUUGACGCCCCCAGUUUCGGGUGGUCCCGAUGUCGUAGGGGCCUCCCCGCAUUUCUCGAGUAAUCCGCACGAACUUCAACUGGAGUCGCACCAACUACGAAACUUCAAGUCACCGCCAUUCGGAUUUUUGGGAUUCGACGGGGCACCGUCGGCGUCCAAUACAAAGUUUACAACACAGGACGCUGUCGUGCGACAAGCGCCGUCCAACAACAAUAUAUACUGGGGCACACCAAAAGCGGCCCAGCAGCCGCUUAGGCCGUCUUCCAUUUUCGGCGAACCCAAUACUUAUCGUUUCAACAGUCACCAUCAUCUGAACGAUGGGUUCCACGUACCGUUCACUGGACAAUUCGACAACCCAUUAUCUCAAGGCACGGUUUCUGACCAUGUAGUGCACACGUCGUUUAGGAUAAAGAGACAGUUGGACUUUAACAGCAAAGAAGAUAAUGUCGAUAAACGAGAAACACGUCAAUCCGGCGACGCUAAAGAAGAAGGGGAAAUUAAAGAAGAACCAAUGCCAGUGUUUAGUUUUGUCAAGACGGAUAAACAGGGAAACUUUAAGUGGAGCGUUAGACAGGGUUACUAAUAAGUGUAGAUAAAUGUUCCUCGUUUGUUAUUAUUUUUAUAUGUUUUGUAAAAAAUUUGUUAUAAGAGUACGUAUUUAAUUUUAUUAAUAAAUAAUAAAACGCCUGCGUUAA